This is a messenger RNA of Epinephelus fuscoguttatus (brown-marbled grouper), 3931 nucleotides long. RefSeq names its product AE binding protein 1a (gene aebp1a). The transcript is spliced from 21 exons. Gene Ontology annotation, molecular function: metallocarboxypeptidase activity; RNA polymerase II transcription regulatory region sequence-specific DNA binding; DNA-binding transcription repressor activity, RNA polymerase II-specific. The record is from RefSeq and is a predicted model, not a curated record. Gene Ontology annotation, biological process: proteolysis; negative regulation of transcription by RNA polymerase II. Lineage: Eukaryota; Metazoa; Chordata; Actinopteri; Perciformes; Serranidae. The coding region runs from base 376 to 3486 and encodes 1036 amino acids.
GGAGAGUAUAGGAGGGAGGUGUGUGGCUCUGCUGCUGCUGCUGGAGAAAAUCCACUCCAGACAGAUGCAUUUCCUCUGCUCCAGCACGACCGGGAGGCUGCUUUAAAACUUCCAGCCCACAACAUUUUCUUCCUCUCUCCACGCUGACUCGCCACCAGAGAGGAGGAAGCUCUCUAGACCUCUGCAAGCUCAUCCUUUUGUUCUCUGCAUUUCUUUCAUGUCUUGUGAGACUUCCUGAGGACCUCAAGAGAAGCUGAAUCUCUGCAUCUGCGGGUCAGAUGUUAGUUACUGUGCGUGCAAAGUUGUUUUUACAGCUAGUUUAAGAUUCUGGAGUACUUCUGGUCUGUCCCAGUCUGCAGAGUUUUUACCGGAGGAAUGAGGGCUGAGGUGCUGGUCGUCUGGGUUGGUUUGACAUUGUGCUGCGCUCUGGUCUGCGCUCAAGAAGAUGUGGAGGAGAACAAACUCUCCAGAGGUGGGAUUCAGGUGAGGGAAACACGAGGACUGGUCAAGAACAGGAGAAAGGGGGAGGAGGGGGACGCUGAAAUGUCAGAUGUGCCGGCUGAAGUGGUCGAAGAGAAGACAAAACCAAAGAAGAAGAAAUCACCUGAGGAAAUUGAGGCAGCCAGAGCAAAGAAAGCAGCAGAGAAAGAAGCCAAAGCAAAGAAGCAGAAAGCCCCAAAACCCACUAAAAAGCCCAAAGCCCCAAAACCCACCAAAAAACCAAAAGCACCAAAACCCACAAAGAAGCCAAAGGCGCCCAAAGCCACCAAGAAACCGAAGGUGAUGACCACAGUGCGGCCGGAUACCAAGAAUCCCUCUCUGGACGAGGAGGAGGAGAGGCUGCUGAUUGAACUGGGCUGGGGCACACUGAUUCGACCUGCGACCCCAAAGGGAUGGGAGGAGCCUGUCGAGCCGGGCCUGGUAAAGAAGCCAACACCUCCAACAAAAACCCGCAGUGAGCUCGACGCCGACUACUGGGAUGCCGGACGUGAUAUCAGGCCUGGUGGAUACCCUGAUAACAAGAAAGCCACGACUCCUGAGGUCAUCAUGUAUAUACCAGAGGAAACCACCGCCCCAUAUAUCGGCCCCUGGUAUGAAGAGUAUGAUUACGCCGACUUGGCUGCUAAGAAACAAGAAGAAGAGGAGGAGAGGGCCCGAAAAGAAAAGGCUGAAAAAGCUGAGCGGCUGAGGAAGAAGUGGGAGGAGGAGGAGGAGGAGAGACUGAGGCAGAUCGCAAUACCUGUUGAACCUAAAAAGUGUCCUCCUCUGGGCCUGGAGUCUCACCGGGUGGAGGACGACCAGCUGCUGGCUUCCUCUCAGUCUCACCACGGCUUCACGGCUCAGAGGGGACGACUGAACAUGCAGGGCACUGAUGAUGAGGAGGAUCUGUACGGCGGUGCGUGGUGCGCAGAGCCAGAGGAGACUAACCACUGGUUUGAGGUGGAUGCCCGGCGAGAGGUGGAGUUCACUGGGGUCAUCACUCAGGGAAGAAACUCGGAGCAAAUAGAGGAUUUUGUGUCGUCCUACUACGUGGCCUUCAGUAACGACAGCCGUGACUGGACUACACUGCAUGACGGCUACGCUGAAUGGUUGUUCUACGGGAACGUGGACAGGGACACGCCGGUGAUGAAUCAGUUUGCUGCGCCCGUGGUGGCACGCUACAUCCGCAUCCUGCCUCAGAGCUGGAACGGCAGCUUGUGUCUCAGAGCUGAGAUCCUGGCCUGUCAACUACCCAGCAGCUACCAGAGUGAGAAUGAGGUCAGCUCCUCAGACGACCUGGACUUCAGACACCACAACUACAAGGAGAUGAGACAGAUGAUGAAGGUGAUAAAUGAAGAGUGUCCCAACAUCACCAGGAUCUACAACAUUGGUAAAAGCUCUCAGGGCCUGAAGAUGUACGCCAUGGAGAUCUCUGACAACCCCGGAGAGCACGAGACAGGUGAGCCUGAAUUUCGGUACACGGCCGGUCUCCACGGUAACGAGGCGCUAGGUCGAGAGCUUCUCCUCCUGCUGAUGCAGUUUCUGUGCAAAGAGUACAAUGACGAGAACCCCAGAGUGCGCCGCCUGGUGGACGGAGUGAGAAUACACCUGGUGCCUUCACUCAACCCUGAUGCUUACGAGCUGGCGUUUGAGAUGGGCUCCGAGAUGGGGAACUGGGCUCUGGGCCACUGGACCGAAGAAGGUUACGACAUUUUCCAGAACUUCCCAGACCUCAACAGCAUCCUGUGGGGAGCCGAGGACAGAGGCUGGGUCCCUCGUAUCGUGCCCAAUCAUCACAUCCCACUCCCGGAAAACUUUCUCAAUAGCUCUCAGCUUGGUACUGAGACAAAAGCCAUCAUUGCCUGGAUGGAGCGCAACCCAUUUGUUCUGGGAGCUAAUUUGCAAGGAGGAGAAAAACUGGUCGCGUAUCCUUUUGACAUGCAGCGACCACCAAUUUCUAUGACCGACAGCCGGCGCUGGAGAGGUAACUCUGAGAUGAACGAGGAGACGUGGGCUCGCAUCCAGCGGCAGAAUGAGGGAUCUCUGAGGGAGACUCCUGAUGACGCCAUGUUCAGAUGGUUGGCGAUGUCUUACGCCCACAGUCAUCUGACCAUGACGGAGACUUACCGAGGCUCCUGCCAUGGCGAUGAUAUCACUGCGGCACAGGGCAUCAUCAACAGAGCCAGCUGGAAUCCAGUAGUGGGCAGUAUGAAUGACUUCAGCUACCUGCACACCAACUGCUUUGAGCUGUCCAUCUUCCUGGGCUGUGACAAGUUUCCCCAUGAGAGUGAGCUGCCUCUGGAGUGGGAGAACAACCGCGAGGCUCUGUUGUCCUUCAUGGAACAAGUAAAUCGAGGGAUAAAGGGUGUCGUGAGAGACGUGGAGGGAAAUCCACUGUCUAAUGCCACCAUAUCUGUGGAGGGAAUACGGCAUGAUGUCAGAACUGCUUCAGGUGGUGACUACUGGCGGCUGUUGAAUCCCGGAGAGUACAGAGUGACAGCCAAAUCUGACGGCUACACCCCUCAGACCAGACUAUGCAUGGUGGGCUACGACUCUGGAGCCACUUCCUGCAGCUUCACCUUAGCCAAAUCCAACUGGGACCGCAUCAAACAAAUCAUGGCGCUCAAUGGGAAGAGGCCCAUCCGACUGGUCCCCAAAGUGGUGAAAACAACUCCAGCCACCAUCCCUGAGGUGACCACCGUCUACAAUCACGCCAGAGCCCAGAGAGCGGAGCGACUCAGGCGGCUCAGGAUCAUGCGUUUACGCCGACUGCGUCAGCAGAGAUUACGAGGCGGGCUCAGGACCACUCCUACUACAACAACCACAACAACCACAACAACCACAACAACAACAGUCCCCACAACAACACCCGAAACAGAGAAAACCACCUCCUGGUAUGACUCCUGGUUUCCAGUGGACAGUUGGAUGACAGAGAACCCGUUCGACAGCGUCAUCUUUGAGUCGGCGCCCACACAGGACUAUCCCUUCGAGUUCACCAUUGAUUGAUUACCACAUUCUGUGACAUCACCUCUAUGUAAGACCUUACUAACCACUUCAGUUUGCUGCAACAUCACAGCUUUAACAAUCACACCACACAAAGGUUGUUAAAUAUUUAGACCUCAGAACGUCUUUGGGUAAAGAUUGUGAGAGAAAUAAAUGUGACUUUAAAGGAAUGUCCAUAAGAUAAGUGUUUUUGGAAGAUUCUUCACAGAGAAUUGAUCUGAAAUAGAAAGCUUCUGCCGAGCAGAGACGAUACCGCACAACUUUAAUUCAAAAAACAGUAUACAGCAUGGAGCAACACCAGCGGGAUAUGAUUAGGUACCUCUCCAUUAGAAAUAUAUGUAUAUCUUUAUGUUUCUUUAAUGGCUUUACAGUGUGAUUUCUGGCCUCAGUUAAACUGAUUUAAUGUACUGCUGAAUGCAUUUGAUUAAAAUGAAGUUAUUUUCUAAAA